Messenger RNA from Etheostoma spectabile (orangethroat darter), 3079 nucleotides. It is a transcript of the gene sat2a.1, whose product is annotated as spermidine/spermine N1-acetyltransferase family member 2a, tandem duplicate 1. The transcript has 6 exons. The coding region runs from base 152 to 661 and encodes 169 amino acids. NCBI's taxonomy places the organism in Eukaryota, Metazoa, Chordata, Actinopteri, Perciformes, Percidae. The record is from RefSeq and is a predicted model, not a curated record. Gene Ontology annotation, molecular function: N-acetyltransferase activity.
ACCCCCAGUGCGCUUUCAGCUCAGUUAUCUUCCUGUUUUGGUAGGACGUGAAGAAGAGGACAGCUGCAGACCUCCACGGUCAUUUUUCACGUUACCUCCGUCCAAAUCCACAGUCGUGGAACCGCCACACACCGUGAGCAUAUCGCACAACAUGGACUUCUCUAUCCGUGCAUCCAACGUGGAGGACUGCAAGGACAUCGCGCGGAUGAUCGUGGAGUUGGCUGAAUAUGAGAAAGUUGCAGAUCGUGUCAAAAUUACACAGAGAGACUUGGAGCAGGACGGCUUCUCCAAGAACCCGUUCUUCCAUGGGAUUGUCGCUGAGGUGCCAGAACAGCACAAAACCAAAGAAGGCCACACAAAGAUAGGAUAUGCACUUUACUUUUAUUCCUACAGCUCAUGGUCGGGCAGAGCCAUUUAUAUGGAGGACUUGUACGUGAUGCCUGAGUUUAGAGGCGCGGGCAUUGGUAAAGCACUUAUGAGCAAGGUAGCUCAGCUGGGGAUGGCUGCCGGCUGCAACCAGCUUAACUUCACUGUCCUGAACUGGAACAAACCAUCUAUGGACUUUUACCUCAGCCAGGGCAGCUUCGACGUCACAGCUGACAUGGGCUACCACUGUAUGCGCUGCGAAGGAGAGGCGUUGGAGCGCCUGGCCCAGCCAUAAGCCCACACUGGGCUCAUGACAGCAUGACCUUUUCAACCAUACGGUCACAGAGUGUAGGGAUAGAGCACCACUCAUUGGCCCCGUUCCAAAACAUGACAAUGACAAUCGCCAAUUUCACUAAGGGCACAUUAUUUAAAUGAUUGACUGUUUGUUAAGCCCUACCCCCCCCUUAGUUACUGUUACCACGCCUAUCAUGUUUUUCAAGCUAGCACAGCAAAUAUGCAGUGUACAUUAAUAACAAUGGGGGAUUUACAUUACAUAUUUUUUUACAAUUCCACAAUAGGUCAUCCGUUUCUCAUUUGUAGCAUAGGACUGUCGAUUGUGUCGGCUGAAAUGACAACAGCUGGCAGAUUUUAUUAGAUGCUGUAAGCUAGCAUUAGCUAAUUAGCCAACUUUUGAUUCUUCCCAGCUGACUCUCUUUAAACAGAGUCCUGUAAAAUAUGCGUACACAUGAUGGCUACAUACAUAUUUUAAUGCUAAAAGACUGAGGCUUAAGCUACAUGUCCAGGCAAAAAGCAAGUUGGCGAGAUUAGCAAGAGUGAAAAUCAAAUUCAUUAAUGAGCAGGAUAGGAAUGCUAACAUUAGCCUAAACUCUGACGUAACGGAAUGCCGUUAACUUAUUAUAUGCUCCUUGACUUUAAAUAAAUGCUCAGUUACUACAGGUGGUAAGCUAGUUUGCCAGGUAUGAUAAUGUUUGCAGCUUACAUUGAUGUUUUUGGUUUUGGUAUGGCAUUAAAAAACUAUACACGAGGUAUCUUCUUACUACAGCCUCACACACACAUUACUUCAAAAUGUAGCCUACUUGCUGUGCCUUGUUCCUUUUUGAAGAAGGGUUUAGCAAACAGUCAAUUGGGUUAUUCUCAAGUCAAGGAUGCAGUUUUAAGUAUUGGAAUGGGGCCUAUACGCACUAUAUUUAAAAGAGGCACUAAAAUCUGUGUUUUGUGUUUUUCCCUUGUGAUGUAUGACCCAGAGCAUUUUUGAUUUUGGUGUUAAAAGGAUCAGAUAACCUAACCUCUCUUGUGAAAAAUGGAAAAUAUAUGGACAUGAAAAAGGUCAGACAGGAGUGUGCAUAUUUAUGUUUUUUUUUAGAGAAAGUCCUAACACAUCAUCUAGAAAUGAAAUAUUUUCUUUUUGCACAAAAAUACAGAAAAAAACUAACGCAUUGCAAAGCCAAGAUGUAUGUUUCAUUGUACUGUUUAACUGUUGAAAGGAGUGAGUUUAUGGUAAGUUAUCCCUUUAAAUAAUCAUAAACUAUGAUAACAGUAACCAAAGAGUCAGUCAUGUCUCCCCUUGUCUUCCAGAUGAAUGCUAUGAGUUUCAUUUACGUUUAAGCCAUGUGGGCUCUAAUGGAUGCAAUUGUGAAGUAAAGGAAUCAGUUGAACCUAAACCUACUAAUAAACUCUUUGGACUAGCUUCAAGGAAAUGAGCCUCAAAUCAGACAAAAACGAUCCAUCUGCUGGAAUUUAAAAAGUAAAAGUCUUGGACUGGGUUCAGUCUGUGUCUUUGAACCUGUCCUGCUAAAAUGAAAAGGGGCACGAUUCUGGUCUGUACUCUGUUUCUAGUCUAAUUCUUUUUUUAAGAGGGCUUUCUGUAUCAUGUCCAGCAAUAUAAUGAAAACAGCCUGAGUUGUGGGUUUUAUUUAGUUUGUUUUCUCUCACUCUAAACAAGUAAGAACCUCUGACAUUCCUUUGUAGCGUUUUGAUUUGCAUUUCUUUUCAUUGUUUGUUUACUUUAAAAAUGAUUGAGUGAAGUAUGCAGUUUUCUUUUUUAAAUUUUCAUCUUUGUGAUAUUGUGUUGUAAAUUAGUCAUGUUAAUGUGGAAAAGUACAUUUAAUGUGCUGUCAGCAUGCUAUUACAUGAGUGCAUCCGCAAAAAUCAAUAGAGUCUGAGGGCAAAUGAAGAGAUAUUCAUAACCUUUUAUAAUCUUUUCUGCAACUUCCCAUCAGAAUGCAAGACCCAGAGCUAUAAAUUACACAAUACUGUGUUCCCAGCAUGGAUUCCUAAAAAAAUAAUCCGACUUCUACCCUGAUUCCUGUCAAAUAUUUGCAAUAUAUCAGACUUUAAAGAUAAAAGGUAAAUACAAAUACAAAGCAUAUUUAACUGUUUGGAAUUCAGUUUGUAGUUAGCAGGGUGUGUAUUAUAUAUAGUGGUUGCUGCACUGUGAAACUGUCAGUAUAAAUACUAAAACAACCAUGUUAAUGUACUGGGCUCAUUUCCACAACUGUGGUGCUGUUAAGGUGUCUAAAGGGCCUACGUGUGUUACCCAGUUAUCAUUCACAAGGCAAGAUAUUUUAAAGGUGUUUUCAAAUGCUUACAUGCAUUGAUGUUUAUUUUUCUGCCAGCAGAGGCAUUUGGUGUGAAUGUGUCUGAUUUUGUCUCUGAAACAGUUGAAAAUAAAGACAAUCAUAGUUGGGUGGAA